AUGCUCCGACCACCGACGCUCCGACCACCGGCGCUACAGCCACUUCUGGUGAACUGUCGCUUAUGUGCCGGAACCCAACCAGAGCCCCGCCGAGUCUUGAUCUCUCUGUCGCUGUUUCUUCUCGUCCUCUCCAUCGCGGCCUCGUCGGGUCUCGCCCUCUCCAUCGCCGCCUCGUCGGCUCUUGCUCCUGCAAUUGGCGGCAGAUACUUGGGGUUAGGAUUCUACUUUUUUGUGGUCGUGAGAAUUUUGGGGUGUCAAAACUCAAAAACAACAAUUAUUAAAGCUACCUGUCAAAACUCGAACGUGUCCCACAGCUCCGAGUCGCACGCCGGCGGCGCGAAAGCCGACCCGAUCACGCAUUGCCAUGGCAUAGCGAGGCCUGACUUGAGUAGCUGUGGCAAGGUGGGGUUGCAAAAGGCGCUCGCAUUACGUGAGGCGUGGCGUGGCGAGGAUGUUGAUCAUGACAAUGUUCGGCUGAUUCAUCAAGAUAUUUCCCACCGUUUGAUUGAACCUGAAAAGGCUGCUAUUGCUGCCAAAGAAACUCUUAAACAUAAAAUUGCCAUGCAGCUUGCUUAG
Molecule: messenger RNA, 576 nt
Organism: Striga asiatica
Lineage: Eukaryota; Viridiplantae; Streptophyta; Magnoliopsida; Lamiales; Orobanchaceae
Source: the annotation of a GenBank genome assembly